AUGCCCGAGAUCCAAGAAUGUUAUUGCAGUGGACUUCAACUGCAAGACUUCUACGAGGCGAAUUCUGAAGCUGACUGGCAUGUACUGGCUUUGUACUGCGAUGCAACCACCGAUGAGCCUAAAGCCCCUGGAUCACGCCAUGAACGAGGGCUUGUGGAUAAGCUCACCACGUCUUCAAAAGUCCAACGAGGCAAUACAAGUCAUCAAACACCACUUUGGCCGCCGUUUCUGGCAGAUCAUGCUCGACCUGCAGGGUUUCAAAUGCAAGAUCUCGUGCUCACGAAGGUGCUCUACACAAGCCGGAGCAUUGUUCUGAACUUUGGUAGAUGCUGGUUCCAACUCCAGUAUCUCACUCACACGUCAAUCCAGACCUACCGUCGGGCAUAUUGGGAGGUUCUCAAGGAGACGUCGUACAUUGGUGAUGGAGACAUGAAGAUGCGAAACUUUCGGAUUGGGCUAGCAUUCGAGUUCACGGAUUUUGUUGUAGCAUUUGUCUCCCAUGAUCAAGUUUUCCAGGUGACCUGGUCAUUGACCGAGAGCGGUCUCGCACACCAUGAUUUACACGUCCUGGAUCAGUGGGACAAUGUCUUGGCACGUAUAGCGACCUGGUGCGAGACGUACUACGUAGCUGGCCGAAAGAGGGGGAAACGAUUGGCGAUGCAUGUGCUCCGUUUCACCGGAGAUGUUUGGUUCGGUAUCGGUGUGUAUACCGUCUGCGAGAUCUUCUUUCUGGCUGGAAUAUCACCAUACCUCCGAGAGCAGGAGGUAUUUGGUAAUCCAUCACGCCUCGCGCGGUUGGUGUUGGCAUACUACACGUUUGUCUAUAAAGCGGUCAGAAAGACAUGGCCCAGGCGAGUAAAGCCGUGCAUCCGCGAUGGUGUGAUGGCGCCCACUGUAGAUGAACGACUUCGUGUGGGGAACACGAUGUGUGUGUGGGCGAAGGAUAAGGCUGGUGUUUCACAACGCCAGUCUAAUGUUAUUGCUGGCCAUGCACAUGCGGAUGCAGCAUGGGCAUCUGACGACGAGCUGUUUGAUCCGUUUGAGCCGACAUUCAUGCGUGCUGCCCUGGAACGCUCCCCGCAUCUUGGCCGCAUCGUGUUCGGUGAAACAUGGCCGAGCAUUGCCAGUGCGGAGCUCAGUUCUCCUGGCUGUCCCCCUGAUGUAUUGACAGCAUUCCUGAUGAAGUUCGAGUCUCGCAGCAAGAGCACUCAUCUCAACAUCACCACCCUGACACCACUGUUUCUCCCUGAAAAGGAUCUCUGCGCUCGGCGUGCGCUAACGUAUCGUUACCAAGUCGGUGGCAAGGGUGUGUGGUCUGUAGUAGCCGCACCUCGUGAACGCCAAUUCAAACGUACAGACAAGACCGAGAACCUGUUCCGGUACAUUGUAUUGAACACGGCGAAAGUUGCGGUUGGGCCCUUAGAAUAUUGUGCUAAUGCUGAAGCCAUUCGGAAACCUUCCAAGAUCGGUACGCGCAAGAAUGGUGCACAAUUUUAUGUUCUUCCAUCUCGGGGAGCACUCCCGUCCCAUGUCCCACUUUCACUGGCUCGUCGCAAUCUCAAGCAUCUGGAGCGUAGGAAGGCCAUGACCCCUGAAGCUCGAGCCAAACGUAAAGCCGCAGCGCAAGCUGCCAAGGUGAAAGCCGACAUCCAAGCGAAGAAGGCGAAGGCCCGGGCGCAGAAAGCGGCAGCAAAAGGCAAAGGCAAAUCGAAAUCGAAAACACCGACUCGGACAGUGCAGACUGGUAAUACCUCACUCACCGCACAGCAGCGCAAGGCGAGGGAAGCCCAGAUGAACAUUUUCAACAAACAGCCGCACAUCCUCAUGCGCGUGCAGGAGACCUCCGCUUCGAGCAUCGUCCAAUCGAACGAGAAUGCCACUUUGGACUCAGAUGUGGCGGUUUUGGUCAAGACAGUCAAGCGACGCAUACGCGCGGACCAGGAGGUGAUAUCGAACCAGGUCGUAAUCCAGGAGACAUCGAGACCGCGUCGCAGCAAUGGUCUGGUGCUGAAUACCAAGGAGCAUCCUGAUGAUGCGGCACUAGGCAUCAUGCAUAGGAGGAAACGCAGCCGUCUGACAUAGAUUUUGAUUGCCUACUGCCUAUCUACUGUGUCGAACAUCGAUUUGUAAAGAACACGUUGAUUGAACCUGUCCAAUCCAUCAUAUUGAACUCACC
Fomitopsis serialis is the source of this 2176-nucleotide messenger RNA. RefSeq lists its product as uncharacterized. Bases 1 to 2082 code for a protein of 693 amino acids. The transcript has 10 exons. NCBI's taxonomy places the organism in Eukaryota, Fungi, Basidiomycota, Agaricomycetes, Polyporales, Fomitopsidaceae. The record is from RefSeq and is a predicted model, not a curated record.